UUGAACGCAGAAGUUGUCUUACAUUUUAUUUCAUAUUCAAGGUUUCUUAUGGAGCAGUUCAUUACCUAUUUAAAAUAAACACCUUGAAUAUUUUCAUCUUCAUCAUAGUCGAUUGGCCUACAGCCAGUAGAUUCAUAGGUUGCACCUUAUGAGGGCAAGGUCUAAAUCUCACUAGACUGGCAGCAGCUGGUUCAUCUGAGUGAGAAUUCUCAAGCCUUUCUCUUUAGCCAACCAGCUUUCCCCAUAUGUUUUCCCUGUCCUGCAAUCAGCAGUAUCUAGCUCCUACUUUACGUCGUCACUAACUUUCAAAAUUUAAUUUUCAAAUGCUCUUUCAGGAUAUUCCAUGUAAUUACCUCUCUCCACUUGCCCUACUUCAUGGACUAAUGGUCAUAUUUGUCCUGUUGUCCAGUGGUCCAUAGUUACGUGCCAUAAAAAUUGGAAAUUCAUUUAGUAUGGUAUUGAAAUGUGAUCUACACUUUUAAUGGCCAAUUAGGAUUUCGCAACACUGUUAUCUUUUUGCUUUAAUAUUGGUGACUGUACCUGUUCUGUGGCCUCCGGUAACCAUUUGGAGUUUAAUACAGGGAGCUAAGUUACCUAUUUACAUCGGACUUCAUUUUGGUCAAAUGAGUUUGAGCUUUUCUCAAAUAUAAGAGGAGUCCACUGAGGAUUCAAUACUGCGUUCGACUUGCUUACAUUUAUACACACAGGAAUUCCCGUACCCGCCCCCACCUUCCAGACCUACAUAGCAAUGGCCUCAAACCUAAUAAAUUUGCCUAUCAUUAACUUCCUAAUCUACCCAAAGAGAACAUGGAGCAGAUCUCCAAACCCUUACCUCAAAGGGAAUUUCCCUCAAUUAGCUUGCAGAGAUCCAAUGUGAGCAGCAUUCUGAAAAUUGAGGAGAAUUUUGGUGAAAAAUUUUCUGAAAGAGAGCAAGUUACCUCAAAUGGAUUGCAGAAUAUUAGUGUGGAACAGGGAAAUAUAGAGAUCAAUAGCUAUCUAAUGCUGGAAAAUCCCUGUUAUGCAGAAGUUAACAAUGAGGGGCAGUGCAAUGAUGGGAACUGCAACAGUGCAAAGUACCUUGUUAAUGAGAAAGCUGUUACUGAGAAAUCUAAGACGAUGGAUGAAGAUGCUCAAGAAACAGAACAAUCUGAUAAAUCCUGGGACAUCACUCACCCAACUCUAAAACAGUUGGAGAACCUUGUUAAUGAGAAAGCUGUUACUGAGAAAUCUAAGAUGAUGGAUGAAGAUGCUCAAGAAACAGAACAAUCUGAUAAAUCCUGGGACAUCACUCACCCAACUCUAAAACAGUUGGAGAACCUUGUUAAUGAGAAAGCUGUUACUGAGAAAUCUAAGACGAUGGAUGAAGAUGCUCAAGAAACAGAACAAUCUGAUAAAUCCUGGGACAUCACUCACCCAACUCUAAAACAGUUGGAGAACCUUGUUAAUGAGAAAGCUGUUACUGAGAAAUCUAAGACGAUGGAUGAAGAUGCUCAAGAAACAGAACAAUCUGAUAAAUCCUGGGACAUCACUCACCCAACUCUAAAACAGUUGGAGAACUGCAUUGAUGCAAAUUGUAGUGGUAAAGACACAAUUAGUGCAGAGAACUCCAAGAGGGCAGAUAAAGAAGUUCAAGAAGCAGAAAAACUGGACGGAAACUGCAAAAAUGCGCAAUUUAGAGGUAAUGCGACAGUUGCUACUGACAAAUUUAAGAUGGAGACUGAAGAAGCUCAGGAACUAGAACAAUCAGAUAAAUUCUUGGACAUUAAUCACACAACUGUGAAAGAGUUGGAGAAUUGUAGUGGUGAAGACACAGCUGGUACUGACAACUCCAAGAGGGCAGAGACAGAAGUUAAAGAAACAGGAAGCCUUGAUGCAUUAUCGGACAUCAGUCACUCAACUGUGAAAGAGUCAGAAAAUUGUGUUCGUAUAGAUUGUAUGGGUGAAGAGAACAGUGGAAGUGACAAUGCUAAGAGGGUGGAGAAUAAAGUUGAAGGCCCUAAAAACUCUGAUACAGGUAAACUCACUCACUCAACUGUUGAAGGGUUGAGAGACUCUAUCGGUGGAAAUUCUAUUGGCAAACAUACAAUUGAUGCAUACAAUAGUAAGGAGAUAAAGAAAGUAAUCAAAGACACAGAAAAGCUUGAUAAAUCUUUGGAUACCAUGAACAAUGAGGAUUCUGAAGAUUCAAAACAGGGUCCUACUAAUGAACUCCAGAUAAGCUGCUUCCUUCCCAGAAAAAGGCAGCAGACGGAUGAUGGUGGAGUUAUAAUGAGAUUUACCAAAAACGGGGACAAGAAUAAGAGUGCAGAUUCACCUAUGCGAGUUUACCAUCACCAGAAAAGGAAGAUUCCUGUAAAGAGUGGUGCAUGUGCUUCUGUAGGUGGAGGUGUCAAUGUGGAGUCAGCUGGUAGCCCAAAAUCAAAUAGAUUUAAUAGUAGAGAAGGAAAGGAUUCUGGAACUGGCAUCAAUUGGACUCUCCCAUACAAUCUAAAUUGGACUCAAGGGGAAGAUUAUGCACCAGUUUGUCUUGAGCCAAAUGCCAGAAGUGUUGAAACUCAGCAGGCUACACUUGUAACAAAAGACGUAGCACUGGCACAGACUGCUUUGGGACAUUUAUUCAGUAAAAGAGCAAAAAUGUGUCAUCAAGCUCGCCUCAUGCAUGAUGAGAUUGCAGCUUGUGAUCAAAACAUCCAGAAGAUCUUAGAGGGCAAUGAAGAUGCUUUGGCUCUUAUGUUAGAUGCCAUCAUGGAUGGUUGUAAUGAUGCAUGCUUCAAAGAUAAAUAUCAGCAUGAGAGUUAUCAACAUGGUGGCCAUCGUCGCUUAAAUCAACUCAGAACCACAAAGAGGAUAUCAGAUGCCAUCUUUAAUUUGCGGUCUCCUACUCAGGAUUUGAAUGGUAUUUGUGGUGUGAAUGGCUGGAUGGUCAAUUAUUCUGUGUCAGCCCCAGAUGGUGGAUAUUUAGCUAAGGUAACUGUAGGAGGCAUGGAUUUUGAUUCUUCCUGUUUCAGUGAAUUGCUUUCUACUCCUGAAGAAGCUACAGAUUCAGCUGCUGCACUGAUGAUUGCGCAGCUACGAGCAAUGGCAGGCCACACCUAAUAGCCGUUUCAUCAUAGUGAAAUGGUUAUCAAGUUUUAUAUGUAUCUAUCCUAGAUAACUAUUUUAUAUAGGCUUCGGUGCUUCUGGGCUGUCCAAAUUUAGAAUAUCAAAUUUCUCUCUGAAAUUCUGUCCUGUGCAAAACAUUAGACUUUAGGUGUCUUGUUGCUGUGACUAAAUAACCUAUGGUUGUAGGGUAAUCACUAAUCAUUCUAUCAUUUUAUCAAAUCUGACU
This is a messenger RNA of Coffea arabica (coffee), 3328 nucleotides long. The record is from RefSeq and is a predicted model, not a curated record. Lineage: Eukaryota; Viridiplantae; Streptophyta; Magnoliopsida; Gentianales; Rubiaceae.